ACUAUGAGCACUUCAUGCAGCACCGGUACCCGCCCGACACCACCUACGCAGACUUCGCACCUCGCUUCACUGCCCGCGACUUCCAGCCCCGCCAGUGGGCCCAGCUCUUCCGGCGGGCUGGUGCCAGGUACGUGGUACUGACCACGAAGCAUCACGAAGGCUUCACCAACUGGGGGUCACCUGUGUCCUGGAACUGGAAUUCUGUGGAUACAGGGCCCCGCCGUGAUCUCGUAGGAGAGCUGGGACAAGCCCUUAGGGAGAGCAACCUACACUAUGGGCUGUAUCACUCUCUGCUGGAGUGGUUCAAUCCACUCUAUCUAGCUGACAAGGAAAGUGGCUUCAAGACCCAGAACUUCGUCUUAAAGAAGACAAUGCCAGAACUUUAUGAUCUUGUCUUAAAAUAUAAACCAGAUUUGAUUUGGUCGGAUGGAGACUGGGAAGCUCCGGAGUCGUACUGGAAUUCUACCUCUUUCCUUGCCUGGCUUUAUAACGAUAGUCCCGUCAAGGACACUGUUGUUGUCAACGAUCGGUGGUGUAAUAACUGCUCUUGCCAUCAUGGAGGCUACUACAAUUGUGCUGACAAAUACAAGCCAGGGACCCUGCCAGCUCACAAGUGGGAGAUGUGCUCCUCCAUUGACAAGCUUUCCUGGGGCUAUCGGAGCAACAUGAACAUUGCUGAGUUAAUGGAUGAAGCAAGUAUCAUUGAGGAGCUGGUGCAGACUGUGAGUUUUGGAGGCAACUACCUCCUCAAUGUGGGACCUACAAAAGAAGGGGUGAUUGUUCCCAUCUUCCAAGAAAGACUCCUGGCCCUUGGGAGGUGGCUGGACACUAACGGGGAGGCAAUUUAUGAAUCAAAGCCAUGGAGAGUGCAGAUGGAGAACAGCACAGACACGGUCUGGUACACUUCUAAGGGGCCAGUUGUCUAUGCCAUCUUUCUGAUCUGGCCUCAGGACAACGUUUUGGAGCUGUCCUCACCCGAUCCAUCCCCAUCCACACAAGUGACCAUGCUGGGCUUUGCAGGCACUCUGAAGUGGCAGAGGGCCCCAGGUCAAGGACUGCUCGUAACUCUGCCCUACAUGCUUCCAUCGCCUCUUCCUCCUCAGUCUGGCUGGGCUGUCAAGCUUGAGGGUGUGAAAUGA
Messenger RNA from Eurypyga helias (sunbittern), 1139 nucleotides. RefSeq names its product fucosidase, alpha-L- 1, tissue (gene FUCA1). The transcript has 8 exons. NCBI's taxonomy places the organism in Eukaryota, Metazoa, Chordata, Aves, Eurypygiformes, Eurypygidae. Gene Ontology annotation, molecular function: alpha-L-fucosidase activity. Gene Ontology annotation, cellular component: lysosome. The record is from RefSeq and is a predicted model, not a curated record. Gene Ontology annotation, biological process: fucose metabolic process; glycoside catabolic process. The annotation marks the transcript as partial.